GAGUUGACAGGCUGCACUCCGUCAAUACAGCUGGCAAAUCCGAUGUUUAAUAUUAACCCCGGGCUUUGUUUCGAACAGGUCCUGAGUUCGAAUGGCACGGAGGAUAGUUGCAAGGGUGGAGUCGGCGAUUUUCGGACGAUUUGAAUCCGAGUUUGAGAAGAUAUUGCGAUUAUGAUGAAGAAGCUCGUGAAGUUGUGAAAAGUGCGGUUGUAAGAAAAUAGCUGUUCGAACGAGGGAUUGAAGUGGGCGAUUGUUGAGUUUUAGAAGAAAAACUAGGGUUUUGUAGUUUGAUCAGCAAGCAUGUUGGCUUGCAUCGCUUGUUCGAAGCGGCUCAAUGACAGCAUCGAUGAGGAUGGCUCUGCAACUCCUAGGUCUCCGGCCUCUAGAGAGGCCAUCAAGAAUCUUACUGCUCAGAUUAAGGAGAUGGCAUUAAAGGUCUCUGGAUCGUAUCGGUACAGCAAGCCAUCAGGCCUCAGCCGUGAGGGACAGCUGAGAUUUAUGCUGGAGUCAGAGUUAGCAGGAUCUGAAAGCGCAACUCCAAGCGGAGGAGCUUCCACUUCAGCUCGCCCGUCCAAUGUUUUAUCUUCUUCCAAAAUCGAUCUUCUCCGCAGCUCAAAUUCUUCAAGCAAUGGCACGCCAAAGUUUAACAAUGCCUCAGAACCAAUGGAAGGAGAAGAACCGGACGACGAGUGCAAAGAGUGGAUAUCGCACGUCGAACCAGGCGUCAUUAUAACCUUAAUUUCUCUUGAAGGAGGAGAAAAUCAACUUAAACGCAUAAGAUUCAGUCGGGAAUUGUUCAACAAGAGGCAAGCUCAGCUGUGGUGGACAGAAAAUCAAGAAAAAGUCUUGGAGCUGUAUAAUAUCCGUCCCAACACCAAGGGUGAAAAUGGCGGCGACAUCCCCAGAUCUCGUGGCGAAGAGAGAGAUGGUAAUGUACAGGAGGCCAGGGAUGCAAACAUUCUUCCGAUUAGGCCUGUGUCUGCAACUUCUUCGCACGAGGCGGAUCGAUCGGACGACCUGCAGAGUUGCAGCGACAAAUAUUCAAUGCACAGCGCCACUAAUUCAAGCGAGCAAGAUGAAGAACAGGAACAGGAGCAAGAACAAGAGGCUGAGUGGGUCGAAGAAGAUGAGCCAGGAGUGUAUAUUACCAUUUACUCUUCCCCAAGCGGUGCAAGGGAAGUGAAGCGUGUCAGAUUCAGUCGGGAGAAGUUUAGCGAGAUGCAAGCGCGAUUAUGGUGGGCAGAUAAUCGUCAGCGAAUACAAGAACAAUACAUAGACGCGCACAUCUUGUUGGCUUUCGCCAUCAGUACACCUGGCAAUUUGACGGGUAAAUAUAACCAGGGUUUGUUUGGGUCAGCUUUGAGACGAAAAUCUAGGGUUUGUAGUUUGAUCAGUAUGUUGGCCUGCAUAGCUUGUUCGAAACGGCUCGAUGGCGGAAUGGAAGAGGACGAUUCCGGCACUGUCAGGUCUCCUGCCUCAAAAGAUGCCGUCAAGAAUCUUACUGCUCAGAUAAAGGAUGUGGCAUUAAGGCUCUCUGGAUCGCAGCGGUACGGCAAACUUAUUGCAAAGGGAUCAAAAGCUGAUGUUCUUAACAACUCAAAUUCUUCUUCAGCCAGCAGUACGCCAAAGUUUCACAAUGCGUUGGAAGAAUUGGAAGAAGAAGAGGACGGGAAGGAGUGGAUAUCCGAAGUCGAAACUGGCAUCAUCAUCACCUUAGUUUCUCGCAAAGAAGGCGGGAAUGAGCUCAGACGGAUCAGAUUCUGCCGGGAAAUGUUCAACAAAACGCGGGCUCAGCUGUGGUGGUCAGAGAAUCACGACAAGGUUUUAGCGCUGUACGACGUUCGCACUCCUGUAAAGCAUGAACAUGCCGACCUGCUGCCCAGAUCUGAGAACGAGGAGAGAGAUGCGAAGGUGCAUGAAUCCGCAGGCAAAGACAGUCCCGUGGCGCCGCCACCGCAAAACAUUCUUCCAAUAAGACCUGUGUAUGAACAUGCGUGUGCGGAUCCAUCGGACGACUUUCAGAGCAGCAGUGACAAUCAAUCAAUGAAAAGUGCCAGCAAUUCAUGUGAGCAAGAGCCAGAGCCAGAGCCUGAGCCUGAGGAAGAAAGAGAGUGGAUGGAAGAGGACGAGCCCGGCGUCUACAUUACCAUUCGCUAUUCACCAUUAACGGGUGCAAGGGAAGUCAAGCGUGUUAGAUUCAGUCGUGAAAAGUUUAGCGAGAUGGAGGCGAGAUUGUGGUGGGAAGAUAAUCGUAGGAGAAUACAAAAGCAAUAUAUAGACAGUCGUAAUGUUUAAAGUGAGGCUUCUAAUUCCAUAUUAUUUGAAGUACCUCUCAAACAUAUGAGUUUGAAAGGUUUGUUUUGUUAGGAUGAACAAUUAGGCAACUUUGGGCAAAAAUUUUGUUUGUAAAGUUGUUAUAGUAUUAUAACCAAGGAAUUGAUUAACAAUUUUAAUGGACUGAAAAUAAAGUGGAAUAUUUUAUAAUAUAUUGUAUAAUAUCAUAUUUACAAAUUUUUGUUU
This is a messenger RNA of Cryptomeria japonica (Japanese cedar), 2520 nucleotides long. RefSeq names its product protein Brevis radix-like 1. Bases 301 to 2295 code for a protein of 664 amino acids. NCBI's taxonomy places the organism in Eukaryota, Viridiplantae, Streptophyta, Pinopsida, Cupressales, Cupressaceae. The record is from RefSeq and is a predicted model, not a curated record. The transcript is spliced from 12 exons.